Cannabis sativa is the source of this 2875-nucleotide messenger RNA. Its product is annotated as probable E3 ubiquitin-protein ligase RHG1A. The record is from RefSeq and is a predicted model, not a curated record. The transcript is spliced from 6 exons. Lineage: Eukaryota; Viridiplantae; Streptophyta; Magnoliopsida; Rosales; Cannabaceae. Bases 422 to 2554 code for a protein of 710 amino acids. Gene Ontology annotation, molecular function: ubiquitin protein ligase activity.
AUUUUGUAAAUUAAAAACACUACCUAUUCUUUAAUCACUCUUUCCUUCUGUUCCAUCAAAAUAAAAAAUAAAAAAUAAAAAAAAUCACUCUUUCCUUCUUUCUUUCUGUUUUUUUUUUCCCUCUUUUCUCACCAUUGUUUAUUUCUGUUUGUCCACACAAUCUGUCAAAACGUCGCUCUUUCUCUCUUAUUGCUCACUAGUUUCGGUUUUCUCACCUCUUUCUUCUCUCAAGAAAGAGAAACCAAGAGUAAAGAGUUUCGAUCAUUUUUUUUAUCAAAUUACUGGGGUUCAGUCCUUUGAUUUCUUCAUAGUUUCCAGAUAGAUCAGUAACUUCAACUGGAUCUGCUCCUGAUUGCAGAUUGUAUGUGGUGAAAUUCUUUCUGAAUUGUUUGGUGUUUUACAAGCAAUCUUUUUAGCUGUAAUGCAAGGGCAAAGGGGUACUAUCGGUUCUCUGCCUGAAACGCUUGACUUCGAGCUUGGAGCUACAUCAAAUAAUGCUACUAUAGAUCAGCAGAUAUGCUGGAACAGUAUGCGUAAUCCCCCGGAGAGCCAUAUUCAAGACUAUUUAUUACCACCCAGUGAUAUGAAUAUGGCUUUUGUCAAUUCUAUGAACCUUGAUGGACAUAACAUGAGCAGGUGGUGCUCACACGAAGCUAGUUCUAGCAAUACACAGACUGAAAUUGGUACUAAUGAGCGUAAAAUUGAACUUGGGUGGCCACCCUCAAGUCCUUGUGCUGUAUCUAGUGCCAGGUUAGAAGAGCGGCGCCAUGAACCCUCUAGUUACGCUUCAGCUGACACUAAUUUGAACCCUAUAUUUGCACAAAGUUCUCAUUCCGAGGUGGGAAUUCCUUCAAAUGUUAACUUAAAUGCAGCAAGUUUUGUGGGUCGUGGUGGCACUAGGAGCCAAGUCUUGGAAUUUCCUAAUGCAUACAAAGUUAGUGGAUCUGAUAUGGAGCAGAAUCGAUCUAUUAGUGUUUCUGAUCCUUUUCUUCUUCCUUCUAGGAGAGCUGGAUUUUCAGUGGAGGAAAAUGAUGGCAGGCAAAGUUCAUUGGAAGGUCGCCGGAUAUCUUGUAAAAGAAAGGCUAUCGAGGGACAUGCUGGACAAUCUUCUACAAGUGCAAGUUGUAGCUACUUUCAGCCUGCAGAAAGUAUUGGAAGGCUUGGAGGUCCUGCUCAAAAUAAUGUAGCUCCCAGCAGUCUCAGCCUAUAUGCUUCUGAACAGGGGAACCCCAGACUUGGAUUAGGUGGAAGAACAAUAACUUCUGACAACUUUCUUGAUUCAAAUGUUCCGGAAAGCUCUCGCAGAAGCUUCCGUGCUAGGACAACUUCGUUGAAUCAACCUAAUGCUGCUGCCCCGGUAUUCUCAACAGGGACAGGGAGGACUGUUAGGCGUUCUAGUAUGUCUGCAUCCCAAUCGAGUCUUACUCCAGUUGAUCAUAGUCUGGACUUAAGGCCAACCUCAGUAGUAGAUACUAUUCAUAACCAAAGCCAGCCUGCUAUGAUGGAUGUUCCUCCUUUGCCACAAAAUGUACAAUCUUUAAGAUGGAAUGGAGGUUCUAGUUCAAGACAUGGCAGUUCAUCACGCUCGGCUGCAUUUGGAGAUAGAGACAUACAACAACUUGAUGAUUUAAACCAUAGAAGUUUGCCAAGAAACAUGUUGGAUCAUCCUAUAUUUGUACCUGCAACUGAAUUGAGAAAUUCGGUUCGACAUCCAGCAAAUAGAAGUUUAGCUGGGCCAAGUUUAUCAAUUCCGGGAAAUGUUGUUUCUACACCAAGGGCUGGUUCAAGCGCGAAUGUUCAUCCGUCAUCUGCUCCUGUGUGGGCUUCCCAUCACAAUUCUACUCCACAGCAUCCUCGUAGAUUUUCUGAGUAUCUCCGCCGAUCCUUGUUCUCUUCUGUUGGUACUGAGCCUGGUGGGCAAAGAAGUAAUUAUCUGCCACUACGUCCUGGUCAACUUGCUUCUUCACCGGAGGUUGUUUUUCCGCCUGGAGCUAGUUACGAUGGUCAUCAUUUGCACCCAAGGUCAGCAUCAUGGAUGGAGAGACACAAUGAUAAUGGGUUGGGACUUCACUACUCUCUUCGAAGUUUGGGUGCUGGUGCUGAUGGAAAUAACAGCAGGCUUGUAUCCGAGAUUCGCAAUGUCCUUGGUCUCAUGCAGAGGGACGAGAGUUUGCUAUUUGAGGACGUUAUGAUACUUGACCCCUCUGUUUUUAUGGGAGUGGCUGAUAUACAUGAUCGUCAUAGGGAUAUGCGACUAGAUGUGGAUAACAUGUCUUAUGAGGAACUGCUUGCUCUUGAAGAGCGAAUCGGAAAUGUGAGCACCGGAUUAAGCGAAGAAAAGAUACUUACUCAAUUGAAGCAAAAGAAGUAUCUUAUAGCAGAAAAGUAUCAAUCAGAGGCCGAACCAUGUUGUGUGUGUCAGGAGGAAUAUAAAGAAGGAGAUCAUAUUGGAACACUUGAAUGCGGCCACGAUUUCCAUAGCCAUUGCAUAAAACAAUGGUUGACGCACAAAAACUUGUGCCCCAUUUGUAAAACGACAGCGUUGGCAACGUGAGAAGGAAGACACAUUAUCCCUUCCAGUCUUUCUUUCAGUUGGAACCUUCAAUCUUAGUUCUUCACAAACCACACCUCACCACAGUGCUAAGAGUCGCUAGAACUCACAUUUUUUACAUGUUCAAUAUAUUUUUAAAGACAAUAGUUUGGAGUCCAACCCGAAAUUUCGAGUUGAAGAAACCAACUUAGAAACAAAUGGACUGGUUUAUCUUAUCAAAUUUACCAGGGCACUCUUUUCAUUUUCCUUUUGUCCUAUUUAGGGAUGGAUGGAUGUGGAAUAUGAAAAUUACUAUUUAAAAAUUUGAGAAUUUAUUUUUUGAAA